AUGGCUGGGCUGGAGGACAGGGAAGGGCACGGCGAUGUCAGGGACCGCGCUGUCCCCGGGGAACCGCGGCCGCCCAGAGCCCUCCUCGGCCCCGCCGCGUGCGGUGGGACCCCCGGCUGCGGGGAUGGCAGCGGCCGGACCCGCACCCCGCUGCGGGACGGGACGAGCAGCGCGGCCAGGACGGGACUGCAGAGGCGCCCCGGGACGCGGGCAGGGGGCGCGGGCAGGUCGGGGGUGCGGGAGCACGUGCGGGGGUGCGGGCAGGGCGCGGAGCCAGCGCCAGGGACCCCCGGCCGCACCUCCCGGGCAGCCCCCUCCGGCUCACCCCCGCUCCCGCAGCCCCCGGCGCUCCCGGCUCCUCCCGGUCCCGCAGCCCCCGGCACUCCCGGCUCCUCCCGGUCCCGCAGCCCCGGCGCUCCCGGCUGCCCGUUACCCCCGGCCCCGCAGCCUCCGGCGCUGCCGGUCUCACAGCACCGCGAGCCGGCACCAGCGGGCCGGGAGGGAGAAGGAGGGAGCGGGACUCACCGUGGAGGUGCCGGUGGUGGUGCCGCCGCUCCCCACCCGCCGCCGCCGCUGUGCGCCCGGCCCGGCCCGUGCGGCCCCUUUAUACCGCGGCGGGGCCGGCACCGCCCGCAGCCCGCGGGGGCCCCGCCCGGCACCGGCACCGGCACCGGCACCGCCGGCACCGCCCCCGGCACCAGCACCGGCACCGGCUCCAGCUCCGCCCGCAAGCCCCGGGAACCCGCCCCGCACCGGCAGUACCUGGCACCGGCCCCAGCCCCGCACUGCGGGAGUGAUGACCGGCACCGGCGGCACCGGCGGCACCGGCAUCAGCAGCACCAGCGCUGCACCGGCACCGGCACCAUCGCAGGCAUCACGGCACCGCUGCUACACCGGCAGCGGCUCCGGGGCUGCACCGGCACCGGCAUCAGGUGCGGGCAGGGCUCGGAGCCAGCCCCGGGGACCCUCGGGGUGGAGGAGGCACUAGGAAGGUGUCCCCUGUCACCCCCAAACCAGUGGCAGGAGAGGGACAGGGAGCGGCCCCUCCAUCUCCCCCCGCCCCGCUCUUGGGACCCCUCUCAUGACACCCACGUGUCACCCUCCUGUCCCCCCGCGGCAGGAGCCACCCGUGUCACCCCGUCCCCGUGGCUGUGGGUCAUCCUGGGGACAGCAGCACGCUGUCCCUGUGCCAGCCUGACGGCAGGGGACAGCCAGCUCCUGGAGGGGCCAUUCUGA
Molecule: messenger RNA, 1236 nt
Organism: Passer domesticus (house sparrow)
Lineage: Eukaryota; Metazoa; Chordata; Aves; Passeriformes; Passeridae
Product: collagen, type I, alpha 1a-like
Exons: 1
Coding region: 1-1236 (411 amino acids)
Source: RefSeq, a predicted model, not a curated record